Suncus etruscus (white-toothed pygmy shrew) is the source of this 1157-nucleotide messenger RNA. It is a transcript of the gene PPP1R42, whose product is annotated as protein phosphatase 1 regulatory subunit 42. Lineage: Eukaryota; Metazoa; Chordata; Mammalia; Eulipotyphla; Soricidae. Bases 83 to 1006 code for a protein of 307 amino acids. Gene Ontology annotation, molecular function: protein binding. The record is from RefSeq and is a predicted model, not a curated record. The transcript is spliced from 8 exons.
GGGCUCUAAACAAUACCUAAAUCUGCUUCUUGAUAUGAUAUCAGAACAGAGCUAUUGUCAAAAAUUUGACUUAUGAGAAAUCAUGGUUCGGCUGACCUUGAAUCUAAUUGCCAAAAGCAGCAAUCAUAAGCUCCGAAAAGAAGAAGCCACUUCACAAUACCUGAAGAAAAUAACUCAUAUCAAUUUUUCAGGAAAAAAUAUAGAUGAGAUUGAUAAUCUCUCCCUCUGCAAGAGUCUUAGUGUUUUAUAUUUGUAUGAUAAUCAUAUAAGUCAAAUCUCUAACUUGAAUUAUGCUACAAAUCUGACCCACCUGUAUCUACAAAACAAUCGUAUUACAUGCAUUGACAACCUCAGGUCAUUGAAGAAACUGGAAAAACUGUAUCUGGGAGGCAAUUACAUCGCUGUUGUAGAAGGUUUAGAAGGUUUGGAAGAACUGAGAGAGUUGCACAUUGAAAGUCAGAGGCUUCCCCUUGGAAAAAAGCUUCUGCUGGAUCCAAGAACUCUUAAUUCUCUAUCAAAAUCCCUCUCUGUAUUGAAUAUCAGCAAUAAUAAUAUUGAUGACAUAAAAGACUUAGAAAUCCUAGAGAAUCUUAAUCAACUCAUAGCAGUGGACAACCAACUUCAACAUGUGAAGGAUUUAGAGAAUUUACUGGAAAAGUUGGUGAAGAUGUGGAAAUUGGAUCUAAAAAGGAAAUCUGUUUGCAUCAAACAAAAAUACAGAGACAGACUAAUAUUGGUGUCCAAAUCACUGGAAAUUUUGGAUGGAAAAGAAAUUAAAAAUAUGGAAAGACAAUUCCUAAUGAAUUGGAAAGCAUCCAAGGAUGCCAAGAAAAGUAUCAAGAAAAAGAAUGAGAAGCACAAGGAUGAAAGUACCUCCUACUUAAAUAACUUGGAAACAAUGCAUAACAUAGUUCCUGUGUAUUACCCACAGGAGGGUAAGCCAAAAUUAAUCUUUUUCUCAGAUGUAUCAAGACAUUCUACACAUGGAAGUUCAGAAAGAAGAUAAUAAAAUUGUAGAAGAGAUCGGAAUCUCCUUCAAGGAAUCUGAACUUUUGCCUGCUGACAGAAGGAAAAACAUGUUCACGAACCUCACCUUCUUUCUACCCCCAAAGUAAAAAAAAACCUGUGAAUAAAAACUGAGCAAAUGCCUUCUUAAA